Messenger RNA from Cuscuta epithymum, 982 nucleotides. NCBI's taxonomy places the organism in Eukaryota, Viridiplantae, Streptophyta, Magnoliopsida, Solanales, Convolvulaceae. The record is from the annotation of a GenBank genome assembly.
AUAAGAAUGAGGGUUAACAGAUUUAUCAACUUUUCAUAAGUGCGGCCGUCUCCCUAGGUAAUUAGGGUUAGUGUUUCUCCCGGCGGCGACUCCUUCUCGAUCGUGGAAGACUGGAAGGGAUGGAUAGUUUGGUUCGGGCAUUUGAUUUGGGGUAUUAGUCUGGAGCUUGGUUUUCUUUUUCCUUCGUGUUGUCUUUGAGUGCAGUUUUCUCUGGGGCAGCGGCUUUAGCUUCGAGUAUAGAGGCAGAUUUUGCUCAGUCUCUCUUCGUUCAAAUGAUGGAAGAAAUCGCUAACAAAUGCAGAGACAUGGUGAUUUGGAAUAAUGAAGGAAAAUUGGUGUUUGAGGAUGAAGCUCUUGAAGAGAAAGACAUGGGUGAGGAAGAGGCUCUGAAUAGGAGUCCUCGGGCGAAAGAAGACGAAGAGGUGGAUGAAGGUCUGAUGAUCCGUCCCCCUCCUGAGCCACCGCCGAGGAUGAUGCUUGCAGCAAGAAUUUGUUCGCUCUGUCUCAACCUUCUGAGACUACUUGUUCAGAAUAGGAUUGCAGAAUUCCACACUGAAUUGGAGCUGCUUUCUCCUAACGCCUUGGAGGAUCCUUGCAUAAAACAUGCUGUUGAGCUAGAACAGUCCAUGGAAGGAGCUUAAUUACAACCGUGUGUUGAAUGCUAGGCACGCAGUGCCUCAUGAAACCUAUGCUUAUUUCAUGGAUCUUCUGGCCAAGACUGUCAGCUUAUCAACCAAACACUCAGUUAUGCAAGGGAGUUGGAGCGAAUUAUCUGAGGGGGCUUUAAAUUGCUUAUAAUGUGAUCUGAUCCAGCCAAAAUAGAUCCUUGUGACAAUCGGGGCUCUUAGACCAUGACUGCAUGUCUGCAUCUAAUUUUUCCUGUAAAAGUGCACAUUUGUUUACUCUUUUCCCUGUUUGAGUUGAAAUUAAAUGUUUGGUUCAACGCGAAUAGCUUAUUUGAUGGACUUGGUUUUGAAUUGAG